This is a messenger RNA of Drosophila busckii, 1052 nucleotides long. Its product is annotated as probable RNA methyltransferase CG1239. The coding region runs from base 47 to 994 and encodes 315 amino acids. The transcript has 2 exons. Gene Ontology annotation, molecular function: snRNA binding; RNA methyltransferase activity; O-methyltransferase activity. Gene Ontology annotation, biological process: snRNA modification. NCBI's taxonomy places the organism in Eukaryota, Metazoa, Arthropoda, Insecta, Diptera, Drosophilidae. The record is from RefSeq and is a predicted model, not a curated record.
UUGCCAUUUGUUUUGGUUAAAACGUUUAAAACCAUUUAAAUGAAGCAUGCAGCAAUUAUGUGUGGAAAACAACAACAAUCAAUCAGAAAUCAAAGCUGUGAAGCGCACAGCAACCGAUGAGCAUGAUGCCGACUCGCUGGAAGCGAAGAGACUGAAGCCCAGCAAAGAUGACACAAUUGGCGCCCAAGAGAGUUCCACGCUACAGAAUUCAAUACAGGCACACCCUAGCCCCAAAAAGCGUUUGCAAAUAGGUAAUAAAAGUGCUAACGAUAAAGGUAAGCAUAAUAAAGGGGAGUAUUUUAAAUUUGGUAACUACAAGCACUACUAUGGCAAGCGCUUGCAAGAUACGGAUUUUCACGAUAUAAGACUGGAUGUGCUGGCUGGACAUGCAGAGCUGUUUCGCGGCAAGCAAAUACUUGAUAUUGGCUGCAAUUCGGGUUUGCUGUCUAUUGCAAUUGCUCGCCAGUUUGAACCGAAAAGUCUCAUUGGUUUGGACAUAGACCGCAGCUUAACAAAUGAUGCGCAGACAGCCAUAACCACAUUAAAGCGCGCCAGCAAUGUUGAACCCGCAGAUCCAACUAAGUUUCCAUUUAAUGUCAAGUUCGUACAUGGAAAUUAUGUGCUAGACGAUGAUGUAUUGCUUGAGAUUGAGCGCCCUCAGUUCGAUGUGGUAUUGUGUCUAUCGGUUACCAAAUGGAUACACCUCAAUUUCAGUGAUGCGGGCCUUAAGCAGGCAUUUCGUCGAAUGUACCUGCAGCUACGCAUUGGCGGUAAGCUGAUACUAGAGCCACAAGCUUUCGAUACGUACAAGCGGCGGAAGAAGCUCUCGGAAAAUAUACGUGAAAAUUACGCCGCUAUCAACUUUAAGCCCGAAGAUUUUACGAAUUAUUUGCUCAGCCCAGAGGUUGGCUUCGCCAGCAUGGAACUAAUGGGUGUGCCUGAGCAUUGCAAAGCCGGGUUUAAACGCCCUAUACAAAUAUUUAGCAAAAACUAGUUUUCUUAGAGAACAAAUUUAAUCACAAUAUAAAUAAUAAGUUUGUUUUCAAACGCUA